This is a messenger RNA of Mytilus trossulus (common blue mussel), 611 nucleotides long. RefSeq lists its product as uncharacterized. Bases 129 to 611 code for a protein of 160 amino acids. The transcript has 2 exons. Lineage: Eukaryota; Metazoa; Mollusca; Bivalvia; Mytilida; Mytilidae. The record is from RefSeq and is a predicted model, not a curated record.
UGUUCACGUUCCUGGUCGAAUUAAUACUUGUUCAUUAAAUUUAGAAUAGUCAGAUGACAACAUUCGAUAUGGAUGUUUGUUGUAAAAAGUUGACAUUGUCUUUUUGAAGUUCGUAAGAUACACUAAAAAUGGAAAACAAAAAAGAAACUGAUGUUGGAAUUACAAUUCAAACCUGGGACGAAACUCAAAAAUGUGCUGCGGAAUUUAAAAAGUUAUUGCGUAUACUUACUGCUCGAAUAAAGAAUUUGGAGGAAACAAGGUUUUCAGAAGAAUUACGGGCCACAAUUGAUCAAGAACUGAACUGCUUUUCGGAAAGAAUAACGGAUACAGCAGCUCAAUUAAAUGAAAUUCCUCAUCUUGUUGCAGAAUUGCAAAAUACUAUGCUAAAAUUCAAUCUUACCAAUCAAUUACCUCAUAUUCGACGGGAAAGAGGAAGAGCACUUAUUCCUGCAACAGACAGUGGAUUUGACAGUACGACUUAUAGUGGGACCUCAAAGAUUAUCAACAGCGGAAUUAUUCCUUCAACAAAUAGACCAUUUGACGAUGAAACUUACAGUGACACUACACAGGAUAUAACCAAUAGCGAUAAGAACAUUAAAGCACCAGGUUGA